This is a messenger RNA of Vitis vinifera (wine grape), 1542 nucleotides long. RefSeq lists its product as uncharacterized. The transcript has a single exon. The record is from RefSeq and is a predicted model, not a curated record. Gene Ontology annotation, biological process: defense response to other organism. NCBI's taxonomy places the organism in Eukaryota, Viridiplantae, Streptophyta, Magnoliopsida, Vitales, Vitaceae. Bases 677 to 1300 code for a protein of 207 amino acids.
UUCCAAUGUGUUGUACAUAUAUGUUGAUAUACAGGGCUUCUCUUCGUCUCGAUCACCUCCCUUGCUUAAAUUUUAGCUUCUCCAAUUUUUUUAUUUUUUCUAAAUUAUUUGACCCCAUAUUGACAUGGAACAGUCAAUUUGUAACAAGUGGCAAAGUCGGGAAUCUCGAGGUAGAGUUUGGUUUUCACCCUGAAAACGCGGAAGGUUUGAUGGAGUUCCUUUAUUUCAUGUGUGACAAAUCCCCAUACAUAGCCCACAUGUUCACUCUGAUCUUAUGCUAUUAUAUUUCCGAAGGCGGUCCCGAAUUGAAAAGACUCCUUCAUCUACCAAAUUCAAUGUCACAAAAGAAUAUAAUAAAAAUAAACAUCAAAAUGCAUCUUAAAAUUUUAUCAUCUACAAUUCUCUAUUUUUUAUUUUUACCAAUAAAAUAGAUGUCAGUAAAGGAGUGGGAAGUCAACUAUCUGAAGUUAAAACAAGUCCUGCUCUUCCGUAUUCAUAAUAAAUACGAAUUUUAUUUAUAUGGUAACAGAUGAUGUGAAUUACAAAUACAAAGCGUUCGUCACACGGAACUUCUCACACAAAAGCAGAGGCCACUCCACUCACUUCAUAAUUCAUUUCUCCUCCUCCUCCUCCUCCUCCUCCUGCUUUCUCCCUCUCUUAGCUUCCUUCUCCCACCAUGACUUCAAAAGACUGCGGCAACCAUAGGCACAAGCAUCAUAAGCUGAGGCGAUGCUUCGCCGGAUUGCUUAUCUUCUUCUUCAUCGUCCUCCUCGUCGUACUCCUGGUGUGGGCAAUCCUCCAGCCCAAGGACCCACGCUUCGUCCUCCAAGACGCCACCAUCUACGCCCUCAACGUCUCCACCCCGAAUAUCCUCACCGUCAACAUCCAAGUCACCAUCACCACCCGCAACCCCAACGACAAGAUCGGCAUCUACUAUGAGAAACUCGACACCUACGCCACCUACCGCGGCCAGCAGAUUACCCUCGCGUACCUCAUCCCCCCCACCUACCAGGGCCACAAGGAGAUCAUCACCUGGUCACCUUUUCUCUCCGGCACGGCCGUACCCGUGGCUCCCUACAACGCCAUUGCACUGAAUCAGGACCAGUCGUAUGGCGCCCUCACCUUGAUCAUCAAGAUUGAUGGACGGGUGAAAUGGAAAGUUGGUUCCUUCACAUCAGGCCGUUAUCAUCUUAACGUCAAGUGUGUGGCGCCUAUUACUUUCGGUGCCAGGAGCAGCGGUGUUGUUAUCGGUAACGCCGUUAAGUACCAGAUGGCUUCCACUUGCAGCGUCAGCGUUUGAGCUUCUUCACGCCGUUAGUAUUAUUUCUCUCCCUUUGUCCUCUUCUUUUAAUUCUGUUUCUCUCCCUUGAGUCUCUAGUCAUACGUCUUUUGAAUUGUACAUUUUGCUAAGAAUAAAAGCGGAAAAAAAUUGGAAAGCAAAAUUGCAAUGUUAUGAAAAUUGUAUAACCGUGCUAUUAUAAGAUUAUGAUUUGUGCAAUAAUUAUUUCCAAGGGGUGGAGGGUGUGCUGUCCCUUUCUAUCA